Orycteropus afer afer is the source of this 3356-nucleotide messenger RNA. It is a transcript of the gene SLC6A15, whose product is annotated as solute carrier family 6 member 15. The record is from RefSeq and is a predicted model, not a curated record. Gene Ontology annotation, cellular component: plasma membrane. Gene Ontology annotation, molecular function: proline:sodium symporter activity. Gene Ontology annotation, biological process: L-leucine transport; sodium ion transmembrane transport. Lineage: Eukaryota; Metazoa; Chordata; Mammalia; Tubulidentata; Orycteropodidae.
UAUUGAACAUACAGAUCCAGGAUCUUCAAGACUUUAUCACCUUGAGUCAAGGAUUUAUUUGAUAUCCUCCUUGGUCUUUACUUAAUAUCAAGUAACAGGUUUAUUAUUAUUAUUAUUAUUAUUAACAUAUUUCCACUAAAGGGAUUUUAAAAAUAUAAUACUAUCCAGAUUUUCCAAUGCCUAAAAAUAGCAAAGUGGUAAAGAGAGAAUUAGACGAUGAGGUUAUUGAAUCUGUCAAAGACCUUCUUUCAAAUGAAGACUCAGCUGAUGAUGCUUUUAAGAAGAGUGAACUAAUUGUUGAUGUUCAAGAAGAGAAAGAUACAGAUGUUGAGGAAAGAUCUGAAGUUGAAGAUGAAAGACCAGCUUGGAACAGUAAGCUACAAUACAUCCUGGCCCAAGUUGGAUUUUCUGUAGGUUUAGGGAAUGUUUGGCGAUUCCCAUACCUAUGUCAGAAGAAUGGAGGGGGUGCAUAUCUUUUGCCAUAUUUAAUACUGCUUCUGGUAAUAGGUAUUCCUCUUUUUUUCCUGGAACUUUCUGUGGGUCAAAGAAUUCGUCGAGGCAGCAUUGGUGUAUGGAAUUACAUAAGUCCUAAACUGGGCGGGAUUGGAUUUGCAAGUUGUGUAGUGUGUUUUUUUGUGGCUCUCUACUACAAUGUCAUCAUUGGCUGGAGUUUGUUUUAUUUUUCUCAGUCUUUUCAGCAACCUCUACCUUGGGAUCAGUGUCCUUUGGUGAAAAAUGCUUCACAUACUUUUGUAGAACCUGAAUGUGAAAAAAGUUCCGCCACCACCUAUUACUGGUACAGAGAAGCACUGAAUAUUUCCAGUUCCAUUUCUGAAAGUGGGGGCUUAAACUGGAAGAUGACCAUCUGCUUGUUGGCUGCUUGGGUCAUGGUUUGCUUGGCUAUGAUCAAAGGCAUUCAGUCUUCUGGAAAAAUCAUGUACUUUAGUUCUCUUUUCCCAUAUGUGGUACUUAUAUGCUUCCUAAUCAGAGCACUCCUUUUAAACGGUUCAAUUGAUGGCAUCCGCCACAUGUUUACCCCUAAGCUUGAAAUAAUGCUGGAGCCCAAGGUCUGGAGAGAAGCUGCUACUCAGGUGUUCUUUGCAUUAGGUCUGGGAUUUGGUGGCGUAAUUGCCUUUUCAAGCUACAACAAGAGAGACAACAACUGCCACUUUGAUGCUGUCUUGGUGUCCUUCAUCAAUUUUUUCACUUCUGUCCUGGCAACAUUGGUGGUGUUUGCAGUUCUGGGCUUCAAAGCAAAUGUCAUAAAUGAGAAAUGCAUUGCACAAAAUUCAGAGAUGAUCGUAAAGUUUGUGAAAAUGGGCAACAUUGGUCAGGACAUUAUUCCUCAUCAUGUCAACUUCUCAGUUGUGACUGCGGAAGAUUACCAUUUGGUUUAUGACAUCAUUCAGAAAGUGAAAGAAGAAGAGUUUCCUGCCCUUCAUCUCAGUUCCUGUGACAUUGAAGAUGAGCUAAAUAAAGCUGUUCAGGGGACUGGCUUAGCUUUUAUUGCCUUUACGGAAGCGAUGACACAUUUCCCUGCAUCUCCAUUCUGGUCAGUGAUGUUCUUCCUCAUGCUGGUAAACCUAGGCCUUGGCAGUAUGUUUGGAACCAUUGAAGGGAUCAUCACUCCUGUUGUGGACACUUUCAAAGUACGGAAAGAAAUUCUCACUGUUAUCUGUUGUCUGCUGGCGUUUUGUAUUGGCCUGAUAUUUGUGCAGCGCUCUGGAAAUUACUUUGUUACAAUGUUUGAUGAUUAUUCUGCUACUCUGCCUCUGAUAAUUGUGGUCAUUCUGGAGAAUAUUGCUGUAUCCUUUGUUUAUGGCAUAGAUAAGUUUGUGGAAGACCUAAAAGAUAUGCUUGGCUUUGCACCCAACAGAUAUUACUAUUAUAUGUGGAAAUACCUUUCUCCUCUCAUGCUAUUAUCGUUGCUAAUAGCUAGCAUUGUAAAUAUGGGAUUAAGUCCUCCUGGCUAUAAUGCAUGGAUUGAAGAUAAGGCAUCUGAAGAAUUUCUGAGCUAUCCAACAUGGGGGAUGGUUGUCUGUAUCUCUCUGAUGGUCCUGGCAAUACUCCCUAUCCCAGUGGUCUUCAUCAUUCGUCGCUUCAACCUCAUAGAUGACAGUUCUGGUAAUUUAGCAUCUGUGACCUAUAAGAGAGGAAGGGUUCUGAAAGAGCCUGUUAACUUAGAAGGAGAUGAUGCAAGCCUUAUUCAUGGAAAGAUACCAAGUGAGAUGUCAUCUCCAAAUUUUGGUAAAAAUAUUUAUCGUAAACAGAGUGGAUCACCAACUCUGGAUACUGCUCCCAAUGGACGGUAUGGAAUAGGAUACUUGAUGGCAGAUAUGCCAGAUAUGCCAGAUAUGCCAGAUAUGCCUGAAUCUGACUUGUAGCUGAGAGAAAAAUCAGCAUGUUUUAUUUGGUUCAUUUUUAUCACUGAACAUUGGCUCUAUUAAGAGAAGCAUUAGGCUUCACUUAUCAGAGGACGAUCUCAGGUGUCCUGUGGCUGUGAUCUUUAAUCCUGACAGUGUAUGUACCUUCAGCUAGAGCAUUCCUUUGGAUUCUUUGGUUUACAUUUCCACUGAAAGGAUUACAAACAGCUUACAAUGACUGAGGUUUAUGUUUGCAAAAUUUUUAAAAGUGCUUUCAAGUAUUUCUAUCUCUCAAAAACAGGUGUUACCUCAGUUUCUAAUAAUUUCUGAAUUUAAUAGUAUUGGAAAUUCAAAAAUACUAUACCUUAAAAUUUAUAAGUUUACCUUCAGGGUAACUCCCAGUAUUACAAUGAGCAGUUCUGUAAGUCUGUGCCUCUUAGCACAUUUUCAUGAAUAUAUUGUGAAGAUAGGCUGUACUUUGUUAGCAUUGAUACCUUCUUAGGCAAUUAGUGAAGAAAUCUGCAAAAUAUUUUCUUAUGUAAUAGCUGUAUAGAGCAAUAGUAUCAAAGAAAAGAAGGCACUAAUGCUGGAUGAAAGGUUAGAUUCAGCGGUGAUGGGGAUCAUGUGAGUGACAGCUAUAUAUUUUGUGUAAAAUAUAUGUGUGGAAAUGAUCUAAGAAUAAGUCACUCAGCACUCUCAAGAAUUAUGCAGCUACUGCAUUUUUCUAUGCCAUGUGCCUAAAAACCUACUUGGUAUUUAUUGUGGUUCUGAGAUUACUUAUAGUAUAUUUAUAUAAUAUACUUGCAUUGUAUAUAGUUGUAUAUUAGUACUUUAAGUACUGAUUUGAAAACUUGAAGCAAGAUGGCAUUUUAUUUCAUAUCUUUAUGUUUUGCUUCUAUUAUAUGCAAAUAUAAAUCCUUUUUUAUUUUAAGUGUUUGGUAAAACUGUACGGUAUUACAUUUUAAUCUAUGAAUAAACAAAGUUUAAAAAUGA